Messenger RNA from Symbiodinium natans, 987 nucleotides. The record is from the annotation of a GenBank genome assembly. Lineage: Eukaryota; Dinophyceae; Suessiales; Symbiodiniaceae.
AUGGCCUUUGAGCAAGAUAGCUGCCCAGUGCACGAUAAAGAGAAUACGCUUUGUAGCGAGCUUCGGGAAGAAAGCAUCCGCCGGAAUUGCUUGACAUGGGACUCCGACGGCGAGAGGUUUGUGGAGGCUUGCUCUGCGCCUCCUGAGAAGAAGAAACGCAGACCUAAGUGGAAAGAGGACUGGAGCUUGAUCGGCUCGGACAGCCGGCGCCCGGCGCCCCUGCGAAGGUACUUCGACUCCGUUCCCGCAGAGACGCGGCCACCCGUUGAGCCCGUGCGGCCUGAUAUGCGGCGAUUGGAGCCGAACCCUCGCUUCGUGGAAGACGACCGCUUCGAAGCGCUGUUGUACGGCAACGGCUGGCUGGACUGCUGGGGCCAGCUCGGCUCAACGGACAACGACUCGCUGCAUCCACAUCUGAGGCAUAUGUUUGACAAGCGCGGCAUCGAAUCCUCAUACCGACAGCGUCCAACGGCGGAUCACCCGUGGCUGCAGACACUGGCAGCGCGGACACCCGGGCGGCCCUCACCGAGGACUCUGAAGCAGCGUAUCAUUUGCCGGGCCACCGCCCAGAAGCCGCCUCCCGAUCCUUCUGAGCCUGCCCAGAGCAUCCCAUGGGGCGUCAGGUGCCUGCGGUAUGGUGCUGACUUCCAGGCCCACCGCAGUUUGCCCAAACACGAGAAGAUUCCGUGGGUCUACGACCACAAUCGCAGUGAAUCGGAAGACAACACGGUGAUGAACCCGAUCUUGAGGCAUUACUUCGACCAAGAUGGCAUCGAGUCCUCCUUCAGGAACCGUGGACGCCAGUUCGGUCGACCGGUGAAGUCCGUCUUCGGCCGCGAGUUUUCCAAGCCGAAGUUUGUCUCCUUAGCCUCGCUGAGCACGGCUGCAAGCAGCACUUCGCUCCAGGCAUCUCAGAGCCAACCUUCUCUUCGAAGCACGGCGCAGGUCGCUCGACCUGGUGCAGGAAAGAGUCGAGACAAGCGUUGA